AACACAAACAAGAGCAGCGAGUAGACAAGAGCUAUCAGCGCACAGCGACCGUCGGAGAGAGCAAAUACAAAUAAUAUAGCUAUUAUACACAAUUUCAUGAGGAUUACAGCGCGGGUUUAGAGGACGAGCACGCCAGCAGCCGGACACCACAAUCCAAUGCGCGAAAAACGAGACGUCUUGAAGUAAAAACAGCAACAAAUAAACAACAACUUUGCAUUUGGAGCUGCAGAAAACACGAGGUGGGAGCAAAGUCAUCAGCGUGAGGGGUUGACUGGCGGGGCCUGGUCAUACAGCGUUUCAACCUGAGGGAGACGAGGCGGAGGCGGAGGAGGAGGAACGAGGGAGAGAAGAGAAGGAAGGGAAGACUUGAGGAAGAGAGUCACGGUCACCUGCUUUAGACAGCUGUGUUGCCAGCUGAUCAAAUUUUGGUCAAAUAUCAACGAUCGUUGCGUUAGAUUUCUGCAGCUCUACUUGGAUUUUAUCGUCAGUAUCAAAGUAUUGCUGUCGUCACACGAUUAUUGUUAGUGUUUUAUUUUUAUUAUUUUUUUUCAGCAUUUUUCCAACUUUUUUUUUUUUCUUUUUUUUUUUUCUUUUUUUUUUGGGGAAUGUUUUUAUUUGUUUAGUUUUUUGGGCUGUGAACAGGAGUUUUCACAUCAGAUUUGAACAGAUUUGUCCUUUUUCCUCCUGUACACGCCCAGUAUAAGGCAGCUAUUUCUCUUUUCUUUGGAAAUCUUAAAAUACACAUCCAUUCAUACACAAUCCACACUCUGUCACAUACACACACACGCACACCACUCAGCCUUCUCACCUAAGCCUGGUCCAGCCUAGUCUUGCCUGCUCCGCUCCCCUGGACAGGGUAAGUGCUCUCAGCAAACAUGUUUUUGCUUUCAUGAUCAUGUGUAGUGUCUCACUGUGCAAUCCAUUAUUUAUUUCUGACUGACUUAAACAAUUGCAGUUGCAGUGUAUUUGUAAGUUUGUUAUGCAAUUUACACCAAAAGGUGCAAUUUCGCUUGUUGACAUCUCUGCUGACUUGUGUGCGGGUUUUGUUUUCUUUCUGGUUUUAAAUAGAUUCAGCUCCGAGAGGAAGGGAGGAAUAUGACCGCAGAGACACUCAAUUUCGGCCCAGAAUGGCUCCGUGCACUUUCCAGUGGAGGCAGUGUGACUUCCCCUCCUCCCUCUCCCGCUAUGCCAAAGUACAAGCUGGCCGAGUAUCGCUACGGCCGAGAGGAGAUGUUAGCACUUUAUGUCAAAGACAACAAGAUCCCAGAGGACAUGCAGGAUAAGGUGUUUGCUGCUAUUCUGCAGGAUGAGCCUCAGCAACCUCUGGCACUGGUGCCUCUAACUGAGGAAGAACAGCGGAAUUUUUCAAUGUCUGUCAAUAGUGUGGCUGUGCUGAGGCUUAUGGGUAAAGGGGGUGGGGCCAUUCCUGCUAGUGUGGCCCGUGGCAGAGGCAGUGUGAGAGGUGGCCGAGGCAGGGGCCGUGGAGAGAGUGGGUUCUACCAAAGAAGUACUGAGGAUGGAGAGGUGGGCUUCAGUAGGAGUGUUAGAGAGAUCCACCGUAGCCAGAGCUGGGACGACCGGGGUGAGAGGCGCUUUGAGAAGCCUCUGCGUAGGGAGGGGUUGCGUGUUGGCUUUGAGGAAGUGGCCUCUGGGGGAAGGAAAGAGUUCAUGCGUUCAGACAGUGAUAACUGGCGCACACUGCGAGAGGAGCAUGAGCAGGAGGAAGGUGGAGACCCAGGAGGCAGCUGGAGACUGGCUGGCUCACGUCGAGAUGAUGGUGGCCCCCGUUCAGCAGGCUGGCGGGAACAUGGUGAGGUUCGCCGUAAAAAGUUUGAUUUUGGGAGUGAGGGAGGAAGGAGGAGAGCAGGAAGUGAAGGAGCAGAGGACGAGAGAGAUGGACUGCCGGAGUGGUGCACUGAUGAAGAAGAAGGAGAGAUGGGUACCUUUGACUCCUCUGGAGCAUUCAUGCCCAUCAAGAAGGGUUCUAAGGACCCUAUUCCAGAGGAGGAGUUUGAUUUUCAAGGUCUAGAAGAUGAGGACGAGUGUGGUACUGAUGGAGAGAACAAAGACGGUAGUUUUGGAGAUAAAGCCGAGAGAGAUGAGACCGACUCUGCAGCUGUGUGUGAGGUAGAGGUGAAAUCUCUCCCUCCCUCCUCUCCUUCCUCCAUGUCCCUCAUUGCUCCUCAGGCCGAGCCCAUGCCCACUGCUGCCCCCACUUGUCUGGAGGAUCCUCAGCCCAUACCUGCCAUGCCCAGCAAGAUGCCAAGUGAAGUGUUAUCAGAUCCUGUGUCUGAGCUGAGUCCUAGUGCCUCCUCCAGUCUGCCUUCAUCCCCUCCUUCCUCUUCCUCUGCUGCUACUGACCUCCCACCAACGGGGGGCGACCCUGAGGAUGAUGAGGGCAUGAAGCACCUGCAGCAGGAGGCAGAGAAAAUGGUUGCAGCUCUUCAGGACACAUCUCUGGAAGAAGAGUGUUUCACCCAAACACUGCAGGAGAGCAGAAACACUGCAGCCGCCCUACCUCUCUCCCACGACUCUGCCAUGAAGUGGUUCUACAAAGACCCACAGGGAGAGAUUCAGGGCCCCUUUAGCACAGUGGAAAUGUGUGAGUGGUUCCAGGCAGGCUACUUCAGCAUGUCUUUGCUGGUGAAGCGUGGUUGUGACGAGGGCUUCCAGCCUCUGGGAGAUGUUAUUAAGAUGUGGGGGCGGGUGCCCUUUGCACCUGGCCCCUCCCCACCGCCUCUGCUGUGUAAUCUGGAUCAGGACAGGCUGAAGAAGCAGCAAGAGAUUGCUACGGCUGCUCUCUACCAGCAACUGCAACAGCAUCAGUUUUUCCAACUUAUUAACAGAAAAACGGAGCACAAAGAAAAGCCAUCUUUCAGGUGCGGAGAGCAGGGUAUGAUGCCUUCGAUGAACAGAUCACUGUCAGUGCCAGAUACAGGGUCCAUGUGGGAUAUGCAUACCUCAGCCUCACAGCCGACAGGUGGUGAGGCCAGUCUAUGGGACUUAACAAUGAAUUCUUCUACUCAGGGUCCAACUCUUGAACAGCUUCAGAAGCUCCAGGAGAGAAGAGAGGCUGAACUCAGGGCUAAGCGGGAAGAGGAAGAGAGAAAAAGAAGGGAUGAAAAGAGGAGACAGCAGCAGGAAGAACAGAAGAGGAGAGAGGAGGAAGAGCUCUUCAGGCGCAAACAGCAGGAGCUGCUGAUGAAGUUACUGCAGCAGGCUCCACGUCAGGGGGCUGCCAGCACAGGCUCAGGCUGGAGCACAGGCCCAGUGCCUGGACUGGGGAAGCAGGGCAAGUCCAUCAACUCGCUGGAGAUUCAACAGGACACUGAGAGACUCUACAAACAGCAGCAAAGAGCCCCACAGCAGAGAUGGGCUACAGAGAGUCUGUGGAGUUCUUCUGGCAUGGAUGGGAAGGCAGCUGGUGGCAGCAGUCCCUCAGGAGGCAGCAUGGGGGUUUGGGACGAGGCCCUAAAGAACCAGAGUGCCCUCCGCAGUGGCAUGGGCUUGAAGAACAGCCGCAGUAGCCCCUCACUCAGUGAUCAGUACAUGAUGAUGAAUCGCCGCAAACGGACUGAGGAUGAGGACCGCUUACUGAAGCUCUUGCAGGGUAUGAAGGCUCAGGAUGGCUUUACCACAUGGUGCGAGCAGAUGCUACAUGCCCUUAACACCUCUGCCAACAACUCCAACUCCUCCCUGGAUGUGGCAACUAUUGUGGCAUAUCUGAAGGAGGUGGAGUCGCCGUACGAGGUACUGGACUUUAUCCGCUCCUAUCUAGGUGACACUGUGGAAGCCAAAGAGUUUGCCAAGCAGUUUCUGGAGCGCCGUGCCAAACAGAAAGCCAACCAUCAGAGGCAGCAGCAGCUCUCUAAGGAGGUGGGUGGACUGACCAUGAACAGCUUUCCUCUGCAGGAUUCUAUGAGAGGUAUGAACCCUGCUGCUUUGCAGUCCAUGUUCCAGGCAGUGCAUUCUGGGAAGGGAGGGAUGGGCUAUGACCAGGCUGGGAAACUGAAGAAGAAACAGCCCAUGAUGCUGCACUCUGAUCCUAGCAUUUUAGGUUACUCAUUCCAUGGUGCAGCGGAUCGGAUGAGCCUGAGUGAGAUGGAGAUGGUGGAGGAUUACUGAGUCCACAGCAAUAGCUACCUGAGGCCUUUUUCCGCGGGUCCAACUAAUCAGACUCCGCAAGUCCAAUGUGCACUGCUGGGGUUUGGGGGGUGGGGGGCGGGUUGAAGAGCCAGGAUAAACAGAGAGUGGGGGUGUGUGGAGAGGAAACUGCAGCUAAAGUAUAAAUUGGGUGUAAAUAGAGUAGUGUUGCUCCUUAACACCCGUUACAGCUUCAGGCUUCCUCUGUAGUGGUGGUGGGGGGUGGGGGGGUGAUACUUGGGGGUGAUUAAACUUCUGGCACUUACACAAUAAGCACCUUAUUCAAACUAAUGCACUUUAUGAAGGUGGUAUAUAGAUAGGGUUUUUUUUUUUUUUUGCUGUUUUUUUUUUUUUAAAGAAGGUUUUACAUGUUAUAGGUAUGUGGUAUGGAUUCAGAAAUAUUCCCACAUAAUAUAUAAAAAUGUGUGUUUGUGUGUAUGACUAAAACUGGACAUGGAGGUAGUUGAGAUAAUGGGGGACCGUCCUGUUUGUUUAAACCGUAUCAGAAAAAGACAAAAUUCUCUUUGAAGACAAACACUGUUUUUUUUUUUCUGUUUUUUUUUUCUUUUUCUUUCUUUCUUUCUUUAAAAAAAAGUUUCUAUAAAAAGCUAUAUAAAAUAAUAAGAUUUUUGCUCAUAAAACUUGAAGAUUUGCACUUGUAUAAAAAAAAGAGAGAGAAAAUGACAAAAAAUAGGUUAGGAUAUAUGUUAUGGAGAAUAAUAUUUUUGUGUGUGACUGAGUGAGUGGGUGUGUUCGUUUAAAGCAUACCGGUCUGCACAGAUUUAUUUUUGGUUUUUUUUUUACAUUGCUUACCAAGAUGUAUAAAAUGACGAGGCCAUUUUGUGAUUUUUCAAGCAACUUAGAAUUUUGUACUUCAUGAGUAAAAAGUGUGUGAGAAUGUAUGUUUGUGUUGUAUAUUUGCAGCAUGUUUGUGUAUUUGACUGAGGGGGACAGAGGGCAAUGGCACAACCCAUCCUUUUUUUAUUUUUUUUUUUCUUCUUUUUUUUGGGUCAUUUCCUCAUCCCCAGACGGAUAUGAAAGCUGUAGAUGCAACCAGAAAAAAAGCUUUAGCUUCUUUUAUACUUAGCAGUGCUCUGCAUGCAAGUGUUUUUUCCUUUUUUCCUCUUCUGUCCACCACCCGUAUCAGUGCCUCUAGUAGGCUUAUGGGCCAAGUCCUGAGGUUUUGUGUAUGCGUGCAUUUGAUUGUAUGUUUGUCUGUUUGUGUGUGUGUGUGCGAGAGAGAGUUUCUGUCCACACAUGUGCCUACGAACUUAAAGGGCGAGUGGUUGGAGUUCAUUGCUGCCAUUGAGACAUUAUUUUUAGGGAGUGUGUCUCAGUAAAGAGACUCCCGUGCUUAUAAACCAAGAGCUUUGUGCAUUGUGCACACCAUUCUCUGUAGUUCUUCUAGUGUAGCUUGGGGAUAGUCCAUUGACAGGAUUGUCCACAUUUUUUUGGGGAUGUGGCUCACAUUGCCUUGUUGUCCACUCUCUUACUCCAGAGCAAGUGAAUGACUGGCUUAAAUAGAUCCCAUCAAACUGUGCAAGUGCACAAAAAUGUGCACAAAAAUGUUCAUCUAAUGUUACUUGUUUGUUGUUGACUCUUUGUUAUGGCAUAUAUGUAUCUCUAAUAUACACAUAUACACACAAGUUAAAAGUAUUUGGACUACAAAUGAGCACUUGGGGCUGCUACUUUUUUAUUAUUUUUUUGAAAUGAUUUUCCUGUAGUUUUUAGUUUCAUUGCCACCAUGUGAAGUGUGUUGUGUCUUUUUACAAAAAAAAAAUAUUGAAUGUAUUCCAAAAAAGGUAUAAAAAAAAAAAAAAAUCCAACAAAAAAAAAAAAAGCAGUGAAGCAGGAAUUUUUUUUUUAUUAUUCAACGCAAACAUGGAAACGUAGUCGGAUGUUGGAAUGGAACGAAAGGCGUCUUUUUCAAAUGCCUGUUCAGCAAGCAGAUGGAGAAUCAAGACGACUACCGCCAGAAGACACUGCCUCUACAAUCCUGUUCAUAUAAACAUUAUGACUAUGUUGAUAAGAGAGAAAAAAAAAAUCUAUUCCAUACUGGAGUUUUGGUUGUUUACAGAAAAACACUUGGACUUUUGUGGAUGUUUCCCUUUUUUGGAGGGUGGGUCACUUGAUUCAGAAACAUUUGGGGAGGAGCUGCUGUAGUAAUCACAUGACGGCAUGCCCCACCCCCUUGUGAAAUGGGUGUGGCAUACAGAAAGUCUCCAUACUUGUGACUUUGGGGAUUGGGUGCUGAGAAGCAGUUAUUACAAAGCUGACUGUAUUUUGUUUACUGAAUUUGUUGUUUGUUUCUGUUUACUUUUUGCCUAUUUUUUAUUUUUUUUUCCUUCACAGUGGAUUUAAAUACUUUUUCAGAGAAAAAGUUUGUGUUUCGGGGGGGGGGGCAGGACAAAAACAGCACAGGCCAUUUCUUUUUGGUACCUUGAAAUGCAUGAAUGCGAUUGUUGAUGCUUUAAGAGUUUUCUUCCCCAGAGUAUCUAGAACUGGCCUCUAGAUUUUGAUUUUGUUUCAUGAAAAUACAAAGAUGGACAUGUCCGUGACAUGCUGGAAAGUGCAGAAGAACAUGAGGGACAUUCAUGACCUCAGCUCUGUCCACAUUGCCUGGGGACUGUAAUUAGCCUUUCUCUUUCCUUGUGGACGAAGGGAGUAUCGCAGCAGUUGACGUCAUCCUUCUGAAGAUAACGAGCGAACGAUCACUGCCUCGAUGCUCUCACUAUGCACUUUUCACACACUCAAAACUGUGAGGAACCUGUGGGAACACGUGGAGGAAGACAGAGGGUGCUGUAGAAGCAUGGCUGGCCGGACACUUCAAAUCCAGCUAAAGCCCCUCCAGUGAGAACCGAAACAGGCAUGUUGUUCCCUCCUUCUGAACAUGUAAAUAAGUGAUGUUUUUUUUUUUUUUUUUUUUUUUUUUUUUUGGGUCCUGUUAACUCAGCAAUUCUUAGAACUGAACAUAAUCUUGAUCACACACCAAUGAAGUAGGCUAAUAAGACAUCAGACAUUUUGAAUGUUGAGGAAUACCUUCUACUCCAUGUUCGGCCUUUCGGAGAUUUCCUGUGGAAGCACUCGAGAUGCAGGAAAGAACAUUUUAUGAACUGCUUGUUUCUGGCUGAUGAACAGAGACUAUUUCAGCGGAUUGUGCAGAUUGUCUAAGGAGUAGACGAGUAUUUGAGGAGAUGAACAAAGCUUCUGUACAGCUGUGGAUUAAUUUCAGCGUGGAGUCGCCUGUGACUGCAGCAGCAGAACUGUCUGUCUGACCAGUAUCCCAGAGCUUCUAACAAGGACAGUGGCCGGAUUUUCUCUCAUUCCUCCUAAUCUCUUCUUUUAUUCUUCCCUCUCUCUCUCUCACACGCACGCGCGCUCUCGCUCUCUCUCUCUCUAUCUCUCUCUCUCUCUCACACGCGCGCUCUCGCUCUCUCUAUCUCUCUCUCUCUCUCUCUCUCUCUCUCUCUCUCUCUCUCUCUCGCGCGCUCUCUCUGUCUCUCUCUGUCUCUCUCUCGCGCGCGCGCUCUCUCUGUCUGUCUCUGUCUCUCUCUGUCUCUCUAUCUCUCUCUCUCUCUCUCUCUCUCUCUGCCUCUGUCUCUGAGGAAGACUACAGAUGCUACCUGCACUUAGAUGUCACCUCCUUUCCUGCAUGAUGUGAAGUGACUGAACUGAUAGGAGUGUGAUGUACCUCCAUGGCUUGCUGGCUCCCUCAGUAGGUGAUCAACUUCAUCGGAGAGCAGGAUACUGGAAUUCCUGAACUAUGACAGUCAAUACCUGUACAAACUGUUAAAACCCUUAAUUACAUACAUGGCUAACACACACAAACAUGUUGAGGUCCGCUAAGCACACAUGUAAGCAUGGUCAUCAUCCAGUAUCAAACGCAAACUUCACUUCCUUCAGCUGCUGUCUUGAUUAAAUCAUAUUCACACACAGACUUCAUACGCACGGCUCCUGGCUGUUGUGUAAACUGUAUAUGCGAUUACUGCUUUUCUCUGUCGUGUGUGAUUUGUUUUGGGGUUUGGUUUUUUUUGCCCCCUUUAGGACAUGCCUUAACUGUACAGACAAGCCUGUACUUUGGGGAAAAAUGCUUAACAUGUUUAGUAAAUUUGAUUUUACUCCCAUCUUUAUUCCUGAGCUUUGGUUGAGGAUUAAGUGUGGAGUGUAUGUGACCUACAAAUCCCCUCAGUCCUAAAUUUAACAUUAAAAGACGUAUUGUCAGUUUAGAUAGAAUCUGGCUAAUUCUAACUAAAUAGUUUGAGACUUAUUUAUGUUGCAGAACAUGCAGCAUGAUGAAAAAUGAGGCAUUGUUUUAAAGAUGAUGAUGUAGUUUGGACUGAUUAGUAGAUUAUGUAGUGGAAUUAACUGAAUUUACUGUCUAACUUUGCUGGCCGGUUUUGGUCAUUUUUUGACAAGGAUUUGAGCCGCAUGCAGCUUUAACACCGUGUCAGUGCUGUUAAACAGAGACGUGCAGUGAUGAUUUAUCUAACAGAAUGGUUCUGCUUUGUAAUGUCUGUGAAAAUGAUUGGAGUUCUUUAUGUGCAUGAUGCCCUUUUAUUAUGGGUGGUGAUUAAUUAAACUAGUUAGUUUAAUGAGAUUAUGAUGGGAGUGAUCAGGAUGAUGGGUUACCAUGCAUGAAUGGCCAUGUUCAGUAAAGAUCACAUAUCUUCAAUAACAAAGGUUGCAGGUACAUGUACCCAUGCCAGCUGUGGGCUUGAUCAUAAUUUGACAAAAAAACAAACAAACAAACAAAAAACCUAUCCUCCAAACCAUACACUUGAGUAAUGAUUGCAGGAACAUCUGGAAUUUCUCAGAUAUUUCUCAACUCCCACAGUCUUAGUACGAAGGGAGAUCAGUAUUGAGUUGGAAUCUCAUUGUCUUCAACAUUUGCAUGUAACUUGUAGUGGAGGUGAUGCAAUGAAUCAUUUGCUAAUUCCCAUUCUACUUGUUAAGUUUGUCCUGUAGUUAAACUUUUAAAAUAUAAAAGGUUAAAUCUUACUGAAAAUAGACGAUAACGUACAGAUUAAUGAGUGUAAAUAGUUUGGGUUUUUGUUUGGAAAAUAUGAGUACUUAAUAAAUGACUAUCAUUAAGGAAGA
This is a messenger RNA of Ictalurus punctatus (channel catfish), 9240 nucleotides long. RefSeq names its product GRB10 interacting GYF protein 1a (gene gigyf1a). The record is from RefSeq and is a predicted model, not a curated record. The coding region runs from base 1096 to 4125 and encodes 1009 amino acids. The transcript has 26 exons. Gene Ontology annotation, biological process: insulin-like growth factor receptor signaling pathway. NCBI's taxonomy places the organism in Eukaryota, Metazoa, Chordata, Actinopteri, Siluriformes, Ictaluridae. Gene Ontology annotation, molecular function: protein binding.